UGACUCCUCUCUCUCUCUCUCUCUCUUACAGCGGAAGAAGAAGAAGAACAAUAAUCACAGAACCGAACCCACUCAGAAGCAAAUCUGAAAACCCCUUAUUUGAUACUACUGGUAUGCUUCGUCAAAAUCACUUCUUUUUGUUUUCCAGCAAUAAAUAUGUCUCUUUUUCUUUCGCGAGGGCUAUGCCUCACUUCUUGUUUCGAUCCAAUUCCAACCACUCCCGUAACUCCAAUUUCACUUCCCAUCUACCAAUAAUACAUCUUUCUCUUUGAACUUCAAUAGGUGAAGAACAGAAUGCAAAAUUGGGUGAGAAUUUUUCCCAGUUCCGGUGUUGCUAUAGGGCAUCUUUGCCAGUUAGGAGGAGAAAUAUAAGGAAAGGAAUCCAGGGGAAAGGAAGGGACAUGAAGAAGCCAUCACCCUUGUCUGAAUGACUUUGAUUUACUAGUUGAGGGGGAACCGUGGGCACGGGCCUGACUGAGCUCAGCAGCACAACUCACUCCCUUGUUUUGAAUGAUGGGCCCAGAAACUAACUUUGCUUUGAAGACUUCAUUGCUGGCAUGAACCUACAUCAUCCAGAUCCCCACAGGACAAGGUCUACUGUAUCCCUCCACUGGAGAAUGCAUGUCACUACAUCAACUACACUCGCCAGAAAGCUCACCAGCAGCAGUGCUGCUGUUGCUUCUACUGGGUCAUCAUCGCCUUUGUAUUUGUCCUUGUCAUGCUUCUUGGCAUUGUGAGCAGCAAUAGAUGAAAAGGAUGUUCACAUUGCUGAUAAGAUAAUAAGGGAUGAGGAAGAGCUAGGGUUUCUACAUGUGCAUCUGAAUCAAAGAGAGCAUGAAUAUAAACUUGGAAUUUACAGAAGUUGGAAGGGAUAAAUGAGUAAUCUAAACUCGCCCACCCCACCCCCCCUUGCCCCCUCCCCCAACAAUUUGGGAAUAAAACUCUCAAAGCAAACCCUCGUUAAAUUCCUACCCCUUCAUUUACUUAAUUGCUGUUUGGUACAGGGAAUGUUUUAACAUUCCUGGGCAAGUGAAGGAAUAUAAGUUUCUUAUAUUUGGUAGAAGAGAACAAAAAUAUUUCAUGUUAAUUGACUGUAAAUUACUAAACUUUCCUGUGGUAAUUGAUUGUAAACAUAUUAUUCCUCGGAAACUUGAGUAAUAAUCGAACAUAUUUUAUAAUUUUUCCUAGGAAUCAUAUUCUAUUACCAGGAACAUAGAUUAGUUUGGAAUGGAAGAUUCCCUGUACCAAACACUACAUUAGGGUCCCAACCCAAUCCGUUCCCUACUGAUCAAAUGUGAAAUUUAGGGAUGUUACUGGGUUGUCUAUGAAAAGCACCGUAUAGCCUUACUGUGUCAGUGGCACUGGCAGGCAGGCUGCCAUUUUUAUGUGUCCCACAUUAAUAGCCCUAUGUUUUUUUUUUAAUUCUCUCUUUGAAAAGUCAAUCUCCUUAAAACCCAGUGGCUUUAAAAUCCUAGUGUUCUGUACAGAUUUUGUGAAUAAUGUGUGAACUUUCAGGUAUUACUGUUAAUGACAAAAUCCUGAGCCAAUCAUGUCAGAAGGUGCAGAAAUUGAUGAACGUGUGGAUCUCGAUGAGGAAAAUUAUAUGGAAGAGAUGGAUGAUGAUGUUGAAGAACAAAUAGAUGAUGAUGCAGUGGAUGGAGGUGAAGAUGAAAAUGUUGAAGGCAGUGGUGAAGAACAUGAAUAUGAUGACUCAGCAGCAGAGGCUGAUGGGAAAGACCAAUUGCCUGAAGCAGAAAAAAGUGACAUUGCUACUGAAUUUGGGGAAGAUGAGCGAAAACCGUCUUUCAUUAAUGAAGAUGAGAAAGAGAAGCAUGAUGAAAUUCUUGCCCUUCCUCCUCAUGGUUCUGAAGUCUUUAUUGGUGGACUACCUCGGGAUGUGUGUGAAGAUGACUUAAGGGAAUUGUGUGAUCCCAUGGGUGAUAUUCUUGAGGUGCGAUUAAUGAAAGACAGGGACAGUGGAGAAAACAAGGGUUAUGCCUUUGUGGCUUUUAAAACAAAAGAGGUAGCACAAAAGGCGAUCGAGGCGAUACAUAACAAGGAAUUUAAGGGUAAAACUUUGAGGUGCUCACUGUCUGAAACCAAACACAGAUUAUUCAUUGGUAAUGUUCCAAAAACCUGGACUGAGGACGAUUUUAGGAAAGUUGUUGAGGGUGUUGGUCCUGGAGUUGAAAACAUUGAGCUCAUAAAGGACCCUCAAAAUCCAAGCAGGAAUCGUGGGUUUGCUUUUGUUUUGUAUUACAAUAAUGCAUGUGCUGAUUAUUCACGGCAAAAAAUGUCAAGUGCUAGUUUUAAGCUGGAUGGUAAUACCCCAACUGUCACUUGGGCAGAUCCAAAGAACUCACCUGACCAUUCUGCUUCUUCACAGGUUAAAGCUCUAUAUGUCAAAAAUAUACCGGAGAAUGUUACCACUGAACAACUAAAGGAAUUAUUCCGUCGUCAUGGGGAAGUAACAAAAGUGGUCAUGCCACCUGGAAAAGCUGGAGGGAAACGUGAUUUUGGUUUCAUUCAUUAUGCAGAGAGGUCAAGUGCAUUGAAAGCUGUAAAAGAUACCGAGAAAUAUGAAAUCGAUGGCCAACUGCUUGAAGUUGUUCUUGCCAAGCCUCAAACUGAAAAAAAACCGGAUGGGGGUUAUGCCUACAAUCCUGGACUUCAUCCAAACCAUAUUCCACAUCCUGCAUAUGGUAGUUUUUCUGGAAAUCUUUAUGGAUCUUUAGGGGCUGGAUAUGGUGUUACUGCCGGUUAUCAACAGCCAAUGAUAUAUGGUAGGGGUCCAAUGCCAGCAGGAAUGCAGAUGGUUCCAAUGGUGUUACCAGAUGGUCGAAUUGGCUAUGUCCUUCAACAACCUGGUGUACAGGUGCCACCUACCCGACCCCGCAGAGUUGAUCGGAGCAAUGGUCCAAAUGGUCAGCCAGGGCGAGGAGGAGGUAGUGGCAAUGAUGAGGGCAAUCGGAGUAGAAGGUAUCGACCCUAUUAGGGGUAGCAGAUAAAUGUGACGUGGCUCUUGCCCCCUGGCUGUCUUCUUGGUGGUGACGGGACUUUGGGGACCAGGGACGUGUAAUUUCUUUGCUAUACAUUGAUAGAAAAAUCCCUUCACAAUCCCCUAUCCCAUAAAAAAGGGGGUAAAAAAAAAGAAAAAGAAUAUAAAGAGAAAGUUAGGAUUAGAACCAGUGAUAUUCUAUUAACUAUUAACUAUUUAAUGUUGGUGUCAACUGCUGUUAGAUCAGUCACAGCUGAGUAAUUGCCCAUCUUUUCUGCUUGUAAUGCUUUUUGGCAUUUUUUAUUGACAACCAGUAGAAAAUUAUGUUAUUUUGGGUUCGGCAACUUUAAGUUGAUUUUGUUGCCCAGUUUUCAUGCACUAAACCAUUUUGUGGGCUUUAAUUAUAGUUAAGCAAUUU
Molecule: messenger RNA, 3416 nt
Organism: Abrus precatorius (Indian licorice)
Lineage: Eukaryota; Viridiplantae; Streptophyta; Magnoliopsida; Fabales; Fabaceae
Product: heterogeneous nuclear ribonucleoprotein Q-like
Exons: 9
Coding region: 1550-2995 (481 amino acids)
Cellular component (GO): nucleus
Molecular function (GO): mRNA binding
Source: RefSeq, a predicted model, not a curated record